This is a messenger RNA of Dentiscutata heterogama, 646 nucleotides long. The record is from the annotation of a GenBank genome assembly. NCBI's taxonomy places the organism in Eukaryota, Fungi, Glomeromycota, Glomeromycetes, Diversisporales, Gigasporaceae.
AUGUCGUCUAACAAAUCUUCUAAAAAAAAGAAGCAGCCGUCUGAUAUCGCUGCCCCUGGUGGUAAUUAUGGGCGUGGGAAGUCUGGUGUGGUCACGUCUUCCAACACUGCCAUAUCAAAGUAUGCAAAUUAUACAAAUGCAAAAACUGUGGAGACUCUUGCUAUCAACCAAAAGAAGAUAGUAGAAACUUUGACAACUGAGCAAAAUAAAUCAAUACAGAAAAUGAAUAAUGAUAAUGCGAAUCUUAUUAAAUCCAUAAGUAAUGAUCAGAAAAAGACUGUAAAAAAUUUAACCAGUUCACAUGAGAAGACUAUCAAGAAUCUAAGCGAUAAUCAUAAAGAAGUCGUCAAGAAUUUAAGCGAUAACCAAACAAAGGUGGUGAUGAGUUUGAGUGGAAAUCAUGCUGAUGUAGUAAAAACUAUGAAUAAUAAUGAGAUAAAAAAAUCAAAAGAUACGCAUGAUGUAUAUGGGAAGGUUAUUGAUUCCAUGCAGACCAACUAUAACAAGAGGUUGGGGAGCCAGGAUGAUUUGAUUAAGAUGCUGGUCGCCAGUAAUAUUAAUGCGACGAAUAAGUUGUUAGACCAUGUGACUAGUACUAGUAAGGCAAAAAAUGCCUCGGGAGAUAAUAUGAUAACUCAGUUGUUGG